AUGAGCCACGGACUCGAUAACCUCACCGGCCCCGCCACCGAGGGUAUCGGUCUGCGCUUUCUAAAUGAAGAAUGGAACGAUAGCAUCUCAAACGACCACCCAUUCACCAUUCAAUGGAACGAGUCGCUGGAUGGGACUCAGCCAGAGCUUGGGCUGUUCAAAAUUACAUAUCCCAAAGAUGGCGUUAUCGCAUACGAGCUGGUAUCGAAUCUCACAGGCAGCAUGAACAAUGAAAAUGCAACAUGCUUGUGGACACCAAGCCACUUGGAUGAUGAAUUAUAUACUCUAUGGCUCUCAUCCUCUCGAGAUGCUCGCGCAAAUUGGACGACGUCUCCGCCUUGGAGACUAAAAGAAACUCCUCGACAUUCACCUCAUUGGGCCGCACCUAUCGUUAUUCCCAUUAUUGUGUUGCUCGCAGUAUACACAUUAGGACUCACCACCUGUAUCGUAUAUCGACGUCGCAGAAAGGCGAGACGUGAGAGAGAGAAAAGCAAGGGAAAAGAUCUUGAAAAGGACAAAUCAAGCCAGACGCAUCUCCUUGGGGACGCGGAGAGACAUCCCUCAGUCGAUACUGUCCUCACUAUACAAAGCUUUGAUGACCCAGAUGAAGCCAGGAAGCCGCACAUUUGGCUCCUGACACAGUCGGCCUCAGGAUCUCUUUUACUAUCAUCUCCGAGCAGGAAGAAUUCCGACGCAACAUUGGUCUCAACUACAACGCGAGCAUCCGAUCAAGUCCUCAUAUCCCCUAUCAGUUUAUCAGAGCAAAGCCUUCAAAGCCCCACAAGUAUAGGUUCUGACAGGACCCUCGUCACGCUAUCAGACCCGAGAGACCAAAGGGCCGUCAUCGCCAGUAAACUAGGGCGUUCCGUGAGAGUGAUUAUACCUUCUGACGAUGUACAAGAGUGA
Trichoderma harzianum CBS 226.95 is the source of this 906-nucleotide messenger RNA. RefSeq lists its product as hypothetical. The coding region runs from base 1 to 906 and encodes 301 amino acids. The record is from RefSeq and is a predicted model, not a curated record. The transcript is spliced from 3 exons. Lineage: Eukaryota; Fungi; Ascomycota; Sordariomycetes; Hypocreales; Hypocreaceae.